AUGCAAGGUUUGUUGCCAGCUCUUGAUAAAUUACUUGGUAAUGUUGACCAGAGAUUAUGUGUUACACAUUUAUAUAGCAACUUUAGGAAGAAGUUUCCUGGCCUGAAAUUGAAAGAAUUGAUGUGGAGGGCUACAAGUGCAAGUUAUGUAAAAGCUUGGGAGAAAAUAAUGAUUGAAAUAAAGGGAGUUAAUGAAGAGGCCUUCAAACAUCUCAUAAAAUUUCCACCAAGAUUCUAG
Molecule: messenger RNA, 237 nt
Organism: Lathyrus sativus (Indian pea)
Lineage: Eukaryota; Viridiplantae; Streptophyta; Magnoliopsida; Fabales; Fabaceae
Source: the annotation of a GenBank genome assembly